AUGUCGGCUGGGGGUGAGCAUCUCAAGGAUGAGGGCACCAAGCGACAAGUCGUGUUGGCCGGUGGGAUUGCCGGACUGAUCUCGCGCUUCUGCAUUGCGCCUCUCGAUGUUGUCAAGAUCCGGCUGCAAUUGCAAAUCCAUUCUUUAUCAGACCCCUUUGCGCAUCAAAUCACCAAUGGGCCUGUUUAUAAGGGGACACUCUCCACAAUGCGGGCUAUCGUGAGGCACGAGGGCAUCACGGGUCUUUGGAAAGGAAACAUCCCCGCGGAGAUGAUGUACGUCUGUUAUGGCGCAGCCCAAUUUACGGCAUAUCGUGGCACAACCCAAGCGCUCGCUCAACUCGGCCCCUAUCGACCUCCCCCGUCCGUCGAAUCUUUCCUCUCUGGUGCUGUAGCGGGUGCCUGUGCCACGGGAAUGACCUAUCCACUCGACUUACUUCGUACUCGAUUCGCCGCCCAAGGUCCAGAUCGUGUUUAUCACUCCCUGCGAGCAUCCGUGGUGGAGAUCGCGCGCCAUGAGGGAAUCCCAGGAUACUUCCGAGGCUGCUCAGCUGCCGUUGCGCAAAUUGUCCCAUACAUGGGUCUCUUCUUCACCACAUAUGAAUCCCUUCGGCCAGCAAUGUCAAUCUGGGACUCAUUGCCCAUGGGAACCGGGGAUGCUGCCGCUGGUGUCGUGGCAAGUGUAUUGGCCAAAACGGGAGUCUUCCCAUUGGACCUGGUUCGCAAGCGAUUGCAGGUUCAGGGGCCAACGCGAACGCGCUACGUUCAUCGCAACAUCCCAGAAUACACCGGGGUCCUCCAGAGUAUGGCGGUGAUCGUUCGCACUCAAGGCAUCCGCGGCCUCUAUCGCGGCUUGACGGUCAGUCUGAUCAAGGCCGCACCAGCCAGUGCUGUGACGAUGUGGACCUACGAGCGCGCACUGAAAGUUCUUCAAGAGCACAAUAUCGCAGCAGAUCGCUGA
Penicillium olsonii is the source of this 960-nucleotide messenger RNA. The record is from the annotation of a GenBank genome assembly. NCBI's taxonomy places the organism in Eukaryota, Fungi, Ascomycota, Eurotiomycetes, Eurotiales, Aspergillaceae.